AUGGCUAGAGAAACGCCCUUUUCAACGGUGGUAUUACUUGUCCAGAAGAGUGCUGAUGAUGAUGCAAUGCAAAGUGUGUUGGGUGGAGGUUUCUUAUGCAAUUUGGGAGUCCUCGACUCUUCAGGAGGAUAUGUCAUUCACUUGAGAGCUCUGGAAGUGCGGGAAUUCCUUGGGUAUGCUGGAAUGGGUUUAAUGGAGGCGAGCCCAUACGCUGCAAGUCCUGAUGCUGGUGUCGCUCUGCUCAACACAAACAUCUGUACUGCUAUGAGUCUUCUUGUGUGGAAAAUGCUUGACUACAUCUUCUUCAAGAAACCAUCCGUUAUUGGUGCUAUCCAGGGUGAGAUAACUGGGCUUGUCGCUAUUACCCCCGCGGCUGGUCUCGUUACUGGCUGGGGCGCCAUUAUCAUUGGCGCAUGUUCCGGAUCCAUCCCAUGGAUUUCCAUGAAUUUUCUUGGGAGACAGAAAUGGAUGAAGCAUGUAGACGACGUUAUGGGUGUAAUUCACACGCACACGGUUGCAGGAUUUCUUGGUGGAUUUUUGACUGGAAUAUUCGCGACUGCUGACGGUUGCGCACCAUUUGGCCUGACGACUCCUGGUGGUGCAAUUGAUGGAAAUGGCAGACAAGUCUGGGUGCAGAUUGUCGGCGGACUUUUCAUCAUUGGUCUUGAUUGUGUUUAUGACUAG
Messenger RNA from Talaromyces atroroseus, 684 nucleotides. RefSeq lists its product as hypothetical. The transcript has 3 exons. Lineage: Eukaryota; Fungi; Ascomycota; Eurotiomycetes; Eurotiales; Trichocomaceae. The coding region runs from base 1 to 684 and encodes 227 amino acids. Gene Ontology annotation, molecular function: ammonium channel activity. Gene Ontology annotation, cellular component: plasma membrane. The record is from RefSeq and is a predicted model, not a curated record. Gene Ontology annotation, biological process: ammonium transmembrane transport.